GAUCCGUGGCUGGUGGGGUAGCGCCCCGCCCCGAGGCGCUCGUGCGACCGCCGGCGAACGCCCCUCUCUUCCGCCGCUCCCCGUCCAGCCCCGCGGAAGAGAUCGUUACCGGAGCGAAAAGCGUCCCGCCCGCUCCCUGAGCAGUGCCCUGCCAUUGGCUGUCCUGCCGGAGCGGUCGCUUUGAGGAGUUUGGAUUGGCCUCCGCGUAGCGACGUCGCAGGGAAGCUGCUCGCCGAUUGGCUACGGCCUUUGGCGGCGACUCUGGCGGGGGGGGGGGUUCGUAACGGGGGUGAGGGCGGGUGUGGCGGCGCUGCGCCCGGGCCCCCGUCCCUGGGGCGGGAGCCGCUGUCCCUCCGCCGGCGUCCCGCCGCCGCCGCCAGCCGCCCUCCGGGCCGCGCCGAAGGCUCCCUGGAGGGCGCCGGCAGCGGCGAGGCGGCUCCUGUCGGGGCCGGAGGCGCUGCGAGGCGGGCGGUGCGGCGGCGCGGGCCCGGCUGCGGCUGCUCUGCUCCCCCCCCCGCAGCCGCCCCUCGCCGCCCUCCCCGCUGACGGAGGAGCCGCGGACGGGUGGUGCCGCUCACCUUUCUCUGUGCCAGCGUGGGCUGCGGGAGAGCCGGGCGGCCCCUCUCGGUGCCUCGACCGUGGGACACGCCUGGCUUUCCAGUCACGGGCUCUCGGUGACCUCCCGCUCUUCCCCGUGCCUCAGGCAGUAGCUGCGGUGGAGUGGCUUCGCGUGAGUGGAGCGUACAAAACGGCUUGGCCAAGGUCGUCAUAAUCAUGGUUAAUUUCACCACUUUAAUAACAGAUAAUUCGCCUCAGUGCUGUAUCAGGAAAUGGACUGGGACCAGUUUGACUUGAACCCUAAAGUAAUUGCUGCCCUUAAGAAAGCUGACAUAAAAUCAAUAAAAGAGAUUUUAAAUCUUUCUGGAGCAGACUUGCAAAGAUUGAUGAAACUGUCCAGUGCAGAUGUACAGUGCUUACUGAAAACAGUCUCUCACAUGCUGAGGAGAAAUAGUAUGCUUACAGCACUUCAGCUCUACCAAGAUAAAGAUCAUCUCACCUCCCAACACCAGAAGCUAAGCCUAGGAUGUUCGGUACUAGAUACCUUGUUAAAAGGUGGCAUUCCUUUAGUGGGAAUCACAGAACUUGCAGGGGAAAGUUCUGCUGGGAAGACUCAGAUUAGUUUACAACUGUGCCUUUGUGUGCAGUAUCCUUACAAAUAUGGUGGAUUAGAAUCUGGAGCUGUGUACAUUUGUACAGAAGAUGUAUUCCCAAGUAAACGUUUGCAACAACUCAUAGAUCAACAACAUAAGCUGCGUGUGGAUGUUCCAGCUGAAAUCAUACAGAAGAUCAAAUUUGGAAACAGUAUUUUUGUUGAGCAUGCAGCAGACCUAGAUACCUUUCACAACUGCAUUACUAAAAGGAUUUCGCUACUGCUCACAAGAGGCAUGGUGCGGUUGGUGGUCAUAGACUCUAUUGCCGCUUUGUUCCGAUGUGAAUUUGGAGUUUCAGAUUCUGUUACGAAGGCUCGGUAUUUGCAGACAUUUGGAGCACAGCUUCACAGUUUAAGCACUAGAUUCAGGACUCCAAUAAUGUGCAUUAAUCAGGUGACCGAUGCAGUGAGUGAGUCGGAAGCUGCUCAGUGCAGUUGUAGUGUAGUGGAUAAGAGAGUCUCUCCAGCACUUGGAAUAACCUGGGCAAAUCAGCUGCUAAUGAGACUGAUGGUCAGCCGAAUAUCACAACCUGAACAAUCGUCUGGAGUUGCGUCACACCUCACUGGAAGUGUGAGGACUUUAAGAGUAGUUUUUGCUCCUCAUCUCCCUCCAUCCUCUUGCUACUAUACAGUAAAAUUGGAAGGUGUAAAAGGAAUAAAUACAUCCUUUGCAUAGUAAAGCAUCCUGCUCCAAAAAUGUAUCAAAACUACUUUGCUUCAGGAAGAAUUAUUGGUAAAAUUAGAUUUUUCCUGGAUGACAGAAAUGGAUGCUGAAAUACAUAAAUAGUUAUAUGACUACAUUAAGCCCCGUCUACAUUGUGAAAGAAGAUCUCUUUAUACUUGGAUAUAUGUUUAGCAGCUUAUCCUCAUGAGACAAGUAUUCAGAAGGAGAGUAAAGCUGUGGGCAGGUGGAGGCUGCACAAUGAAGUGUGAUGUGGCAAUCUCUAUGUUAGGGGAGACCUGAUUUCUAAUUUUGUUUUAAUAGCAUGUCAAUCUAGAAACAGUAUUUACUGCAA
This is a messenger RNA of Aquila chrysaetos chrysaetos, 2226 nucleotides long. It is a transcript of the gene XRCC3, whose product is annotated as X-ray repair cross complementing 3. Gene Ontology annotation, cellular component: Rad51C-XRCC3 complex; replication fork. The coding region runs from base 831 to 1886 and encodes 351 amino acids. NCBI's taxonomy places the organism in Eukaryota, Metazoa, Chordata, Aves, Accipitriformes, Accipitridae. Gene Ontology annotation, biological process: double-strand break repair via synthesis-dependent strand annealing; resolution of mitotic recombination intermediates; t-circle formation. Gene Ontology annotation, molecular function: ATP binding; ATP-dependent DNA damage sensor activity; four-way junction DNA binding. The transcript is spliced from 8 exons. The record is from RefSeq and is a predicted model, not a curated record.